AUGGUGAUUGAGGUGAGCCUUACGCUCGAUUCCCAGGGAUCCGGGCUGGGUGACGACCUGGCCUCGAUCCACGCGGGGGACGUGGUGGCCGGGAAGCGGGAGGGGGGAAAGAUUCCCUCCGCCCCUCCACCGGUCCCCCCUCCCCGCCCCCGCCAGCAUUCAGCCUGCGCCAUUCGAGCUCCGGGGCAGUGCGCGGCUUGCCCGCCGGCUCCUCCCCGCCUCCACAUCAGGCUCCUCCACAAGAGCCAAACCAGGUUUGGGAACUGGUUUGCGCCAAACGAGGGUGACACAGUGUCGCCGGUGGCAGCUGCGCUGGAAGUAAGACGGUCCUUCGCCGCGGAGCCCGAUCUCCAGCCGGGGCUCCCCCCGCCCCACGCCGCCGGGCUCUUCUGGCCAGGGCGGAGAAGCAGGACCCCCUCCCCGCCCGCUCCCACGAACACUGCUCCUCCGGACUGAAGCGGGGCUCCUCCGGGGCGGUCUUGGGCAGCUGGAUCUUGGCCCCUGCCUUUAAAGAUCAUCCGGGCCAGAGCUGGGGGGCCAUCGAAGCAGAGCUCAAGAGUUGGGGACCGAAGAUUGCCGCGGGGAACCGGGAUUAGCAGCUGGAAGCAAACCUUU
Messenger RNA from Candoia aspera, 615 nucleotides. RefSeq lists its product as uncharacterized. The transcript is spliced from 4 exons. Lineage: Eukaryota; Metazoa; Chordata; Lepidosauria; Squamata; Candoiidae. The record is from RefSeq and is a predicted model, not a curated record. The coding region runs from base 1 to 456 and encodes 151 amino acids.